AUGGCGCUGAGGUUCCUGAAUGGGACUCGUUUUCCGGCUUGGCAGGAGCGGUCUUGCUGGUGGGCUGAGCAAGGCUUGCCGUUCCUGCCGAUCGUGGCUGAGGGCUCUGGGGGCGGGUGGGGGCCCACAGCCCAGAAAGUGUUCGCUGUCCUGGGUAGGGCCCUGGCUGCGCGCAGCGGCGACCUGGCGGCAAUCGAGACCGACCGCCUGGGGCAGGUCAUGUCCUUCACCUUACAACGUGAAAACGCCCGCGCUGUCCUCCGCCGGCGUGCGGUGGAUUGCGCACGGCCGGCCUGCUUGCCAGCCCCUUGA
Messenger RNA from Effrenium voratum, 312 nucleotides. Lineage: Eukaryota; Dinophyceae; Suessiales; Symbiodiniaceae. The record is from the annotation of a GenBank genome assembly.